AUAAACAUUAUAUAAACAUUAUAGAUAUAUGAAGGAAUAAUUUACAUUUAGUGGUGUAGUUGCAGAUUGAAACCGUUUGAAUACCACUAAGUCUUCCAAAGGUGCAGGAAUCAGUUACAAUGGUUGUGCAUUUUGCAAAUGAACAUGAAAUGCGCCUAUCUUUUAUCUAGUGUUUGGUUUCUCUUAUUUGGACUACUGUAGUAACAUGGUGGUUAAAGAUGGCGGCCCCCUUGGAGGGAACUCUCCUGUAGUUAAAAACGGCUCAUUCAAAGGUAACAAAAAUGCAACAAUUCCUAUAUUCAGGUGAUUAUACACGAAUGAAAACACAACUAUGACUAUUAUAUUCCUUUUCUGCCAAUACAUCCUCCUUAAUGUUACACACCAGACCUUCAAGUGACAUUGGGUAAAAACAUUAUUUUGGGUGAGUUAAAUAUAUAAGGGUAGUCUCAUAUGUCACAUGUUUACAACAAAAGGUGUUUAUCUGAUUAAAUUCCUAUACCCACUUCUCUCAGGAACCGAAUGGGGGUCAGUUCACGGACGGUAAAGUCACCUCCCACAGCACUUGAACGUACCACGGGUUUCCCAGUAGAAACGCCCUGAUGGGUGGGUCCUAACAAAGCGCCCCAACUCCGGCAAAAGACACGAGAAAAAAACAGAAUAUAUUAUGUGAGAUACACAACUCUGUGUCUCAAUAUUGUGCAAUAUCUUUAGUAAAGUAAUCGAUAAAACAAAUCAUGCGAUCAGCUGAUCGACGACGGUACACACGGGACUCCGGUUUGUGUUUCCAACCACGGCACGUUAUGAUGCUACUGUUGCUGUUGCUGGGUGCCUGUUUCUGUGUGGGCAUCUCAUAUGACGAGGAGGACUAUGGGGCCACACUCAGGAUAAGGCUGUCCAGAAAGGCUGUGUCCCUGGAGUUCACCCAGAUGUACGGCUCUGAUGUGACAAUCUUGUGGAAGCGUGAUGACCCCCCAGCCCAAGAGGACCAAAGGAGGAAGGAGAUGGGCAGCUACUUUGUGAUAUAUAAUUCAACCCAGAGAGACAGUGGCAGCUACAGAACAAAAGACAAACAUGGGCUCAUUUUAUCUCGCACAAACAUUAGGGUUGUAGCAAUAAAGAAGUUGUAUGAACUGAAACCUGAUAACGUGAUCAAAUUCCCCCUGGAACUAAACUCCUGCAACAUUCGAUUCUUCCAAGAAUACGACGAAAGAGGGACUGAGAUUGUUAAGCAUGGUCGGCAGCUGGAUUUCUAUGACUCUGAAUGCACAGGGUGGGAGAUGAUAAAGCCAUGUAGCCUUGGAAUAAAAUACGCCCAAAAGGCAUGCAGCGGGCGCUAUCUGGGCGUAGAUCAAAAUGGCCAUACAGCCUUAGAGGCGACACUGGAAGAGGAGUCAGCAUCUUUUGAUACAUCUCCAAUCGGUAUUGGACUUGGUAUUUUCUUCAUUGUAACGGGCUGCUGUGGCUGCUUGAAGCACUGCUGCUGUGGAAAAAGCUCCUCCAAAAGUGACGAACCUGAGACUCCGGAUGAGGAGCCUGCAGUGCAGCCCCGUCAGUAUGACCAUAAGCCUGUUGGACCGAGCCGAGAACCACUGAGUCCUCCUGCUGAAACACACUACCCUGCUCACCCCUCUUAUACUCCGACUGGUCCAUUGAUACACAAUCCUCCUGCAGUGGAUGCACCACCAUCUUAUUCUGAGAUACACAAUCCUCCUGCAGUGGAUGUACCGCCUCCGUCUUAUUCUGAGGUUCCAGCUCCAACUGUCCCCUUCCUCUCUGAGCCCGGGGACCGGUUUGAACUGAAGGGGAAGGCCUUUUCUUCUUCUUCUUCUUCUUCUUCUGCCCCACUCAGCUCGGACUCACCUACCUGUUAUGUUUAUACCUCAGACAAAUUAAACUUCCUCUGAAAGCCCGGAUUUUGAAAGGUACAUUCAAAUGUGUAAACUCACUCUUUGGUGCAACGUUAGAAGAAAUAGUUCAACAUUUUGGGAAAUACACAUUUUCACUGGUGGCUUCCUGUAGCCUGUAUUUCCCAGCAAAGAAAUAGUCUGGCACAGAAGCCCCCCCCCCCACUAAACAGCUAAUUGUGAGUGUUGUGUGUUUUUUUGUGGAUAAAGAAAAAAGUAUAACGUUAAAUAACAAGCUUUAGAGGUGCUCGUAGGAGAGUGGCAUCAAUCUUUUCUAUUAUUCUUUUAACAUUGACACAGUUUUUGUGGGACCUGCACGUCAACUCCUCACACAGCUACAUCUGUUCUUCCAGAUACUGCAAUUUCCACAGUGUUUAACUGGGCCAAAGAGUGAAGACCAUUUUUUGCAUCUGAGUCAGUCCCAUUUAUUUCAGUUUUUUAGGGUCUUCUAAAGCUGCAUGUGUCACUAACAGAGUAUAAAACUUUGUAUCCCAGGAUCACAGGUUCAAAGCCAUAGGCAAAAGGGAAAUUUUCACUUAAAAACAUGUACUUGAAAUUGACAGUGCCUGCAUUAUGGACAGUAAUGUUCUACCUCAUGAGUCUCACUUAAAUAGAGGUACAGGUUUUCAUAGUACUGAGUGAAUAACUUUCUCAUCCAUGCACUUCUGUCAGGGAUGCAGCAUGUUUUUCCAGACCAGCUUUACUUUUCAGGGAAGAAACAAAGACAAAGUAGCCUUAUAUCUGCAAACUCUCUGUAUUUAUAUAUUAUAUAUAUCUAUAUCUCUCUGUAUUUAAAAAUAGAAGACAUUUCCCUUUCUGUUGGGAUUGCUGUAGGUGUUUAUAUAUACUGAUACAUAGCUAGUGUAUUGUGGUGUAGAUAAAUGUUUUUUAAAUAAGAUUUAUAUUAUAUUGUGUAAAGAUAUCACGUGCACUGCUGGCCUUUUAUUUGUGCAUAUUUUCAAUGGUGGGUCGCACAAUGGUAUAUAAAUACCUCUGUGCUGCACUCAUAUCAAUGCAAGUCUAAACUUGACGACAGCAGCAAUGUGUUUCUUUCUCCAUUUUAUCACUCAAAUAUAGGAAAUACUAAACACAACAGGAAGUUAAAUAUUUAUUCCUUCAAUAGAUAUCUGUUAUUUAAUUUAAUUUAAAUUGUUUAUUUUUGCAUGUCACAGAAAUACGACAUGAUAUUAGACAUUUCUGUGAGCAUCUGGUGUUUGUAUGUUAGUGUAUUUAGACCUUGUGUCAGGUGCAUUAAAGCUAAUAAAAUCCUCCUGAAUGA
Dicentrarchus labrax (European seabass) is the source of this 3183-nucleotide messenger RNA. RefSeq lists its product as uncharacterized. The coding region runs from base 735 to 1904 and encodes 389 amino acids. The record is from RefSeq and is a predicted model, not a curated record. The transcript has 8 exons. NCBI's taxonomy places the organism in Eukaryota, Metazoa, Chordata, Actinopteri, Moronidae.